UUGUGCUUGGAACUCUAGCUGCUGUUGCCAUUAGUUACCAGUAACUCUCAAUCAUCUCCACCACUACACAGUAACGUGACACAUUUUACCACUGUCCAAAACUUACUCUGCCCCCCCCCCCCUCCCCAUCAUUGCUCAUUCUUUGCCACCUACUCCCAUCCGGCCUGCCUGGGCGAGGGGGGUGCAGUUAUCAGGCCUUCGCUGUGGUCCUUUCGGUGACUCCUGGGGCCUCCCACAAGCGGCUCCUCUGAGCUACGGCUCGGUCGGGCGGGUGCAAGAAGUCGAGGUGGGGUGGGAAAAGGAGCGAGUGGACUCCACAUGUGCAGGGAGGCUGUGAAAAGCAACGCGGCGCCAAAAGCUGAGGAUCUGCUGUGCUGCCUGCACCAGAACUGCCGGGACGAGGAGCGGACAGGACCGGGACCUACUAGACGGUAAGGAAUUGGAGGAAAAGUGGAAAGCCAUGCCUCGACCGUGUGCGGCGCUGCUGGUGUGCAUGCUCUUCCUGGGGCUCCUCUGCCUUGCAGUGGCAGACCAGAGCACUUCAGAUGAACAAGUCGAAGCGGCGGCCCGCGAGAAGCGCGGCCUGCCAAACUGGGCCCUGACAUCCUCAGACUUCUUCGGCUGGGUGGAGAACCUGCGCGCCCAUGCCGGCUAUGACAAGAUGGAGGAUCUGGCCAGGACCUUCUGGGCGCACUUUCCCCCCGCCAGCCACAUGGGCUACGAGAGCCCGGAGCCGGAGGAGUGAUGGGGAGGGGGGAGGAUCCGCAGGAAGGUGACGGAGAACAGAGCUCUUGUUUAAAGCUGAUAGCAGGAUGUUCUGAUAUAUGCUAUAGAAAGCGGAAACACAGCUUGUCAACAAAAACGUAAUAUUUAAAUCUGAAAUAAAUCAUUGAAGA
Molecule: messenger RNA, 896 nt
Organism: Paramormyrops kingsleyae
Lineage: Eukaryota; Metazoa; Chordata; Actinopteri; Osteoglossiformes; Mormyridae
Gene: otos2
Product: otospiralin 2
Biological process (GO): sensory perception of sound
Source: RefSeq, a predicted model, not a curated record